Patiria miniata (bat star) is the source of this 3885-nucleotide messenger RNA. RefSeq lists its product as uncharacterized. The transcript is spliced from 13 exons. The record is from RefSeq and is a predicted model, not a curated record. Gene Ontology annotation, molecular function: zinc ion binding. Lineage: Eukaryota; Metazoa; Echinodermata; Asteroidea; Valvatida; Asterinidae. Bases 159 to 2660 code for a protein of 833 amino acids.
GUCAUAGCGCCCUCAACAGUCUGCAAAUAGUGUGUCAAACUCGAUUGUUUUCCUUUCGCGCAUUCAUGAAGUUAAAUCUUUUUGGAGCAGGUGAUAACAUGUGCUCGUAAAGCAGUAUGCUAUAACAUCCUGGUUCUGUGAUAGUCAACGCGGACGUCAUGGCUUCCAUCUAUGAUGAGCAGCGAGGUCGUCUGUGCACGGUCUGCUACCAUCAAUUCUCAUGUCAUGGGAACGCUGUGCCCAGAAUAUUGAUGUGUGGACACAGCUUCUGCACUGGCUGUCUGAGUAGACUGCUUGGCCAGCUAGCCCAUGGCCACAUCCGAUGCCCCACCUGCAAAGGCGACACCCUGGUACCAGGUCUCUCCAAUGACAUCAACAAGCUCUCCAAGAACUUUGGAGUCCUCGAAAUCUUGGAGAGCAUGGAGGAUGGAUCAAGGGGGGCUAAUGGUGCAGCUAUUCCAUUCCCACUUUGCAGUGAUCAUGAUGACGAACCCAUGAAAGUCUUCUGCAUUCAGGACGAUCAUCUGAUAUGCAUCUACUGCCAGGUGUACGGUGCGCAUCAGGGGCACCAGUGUCAGCUGGUAACCAUCUUAGCUGAAGAGAGUCGCAAGACCAUCAGAUCCUACAUAGAGCGUCUCAGCAUCCAGAAGGACAGCAUGGUUGCUGUCAGCCAAGCAGUCAAUGACGCAACAGGAGCUGUGCAGAUUAAGGAGAACAGGCUGAUGUAUGAGAUGACCCAGCAUUUUGAGUUGCUGCGACGUAAGCUGUAUCAGCGUGAGAACCAGGUCAAAAUUAUGCUGCAAAAUAGAACAUCAGCCAAAGUCAUGCUGCUGGAUAAACAAAAAAGGAAACUACGUGAGUUGAUCAGCAAGGUAGACCAGCUGAGCACUUCAUGUCAAUCUGUGCUGACCGGCCCUGACUAUGAGCUAGUCCAACAAAAGACAAAGCUGGAGAAUGAUUUCCAGAGUCUGUCGUCCUCCAUCGAGGACCGUGAUCUCCGUCCAUGCACUAGGGAUGAUCUGCACUGUCACCUAGACCCGUCCAUGGUAGUCCAGGUCUCCGGCCAUGGCAUGCUAGUCAAGGAACCAGUCUAUAGACCACUAUCUACAGAUUUCGUCGCCACUCAGUCGGCUGCUAGUACAUCAACUGCGAGUAGGCCAACUAGGCAGGACGCGGACGUCCAGGAAUUUUUGACAUUGGGUGCUACUGCUGUGGUUGAGUCUGUUGGAUCAGGGGGUGAUGCAGACAGAUGGGAGGGGGACGGUGAGCCCCAAUGGCUAGCAGAACUGCCACCAGGAAUGGAAGUCACUGACCGCAAUAACAGGCAGCAGAGCAGUCAGUCUGACGUGAUAGUCAUAUAUGACGACAUGGACCUAGAAACUGCAGCAAGCAGCAGCAAUAGUAACAACCUACCAGCAGCAGCAGCAGCCACAGCCACAGCAGCAGCCUGCCAGGCAAACACUCAGCACACCCACCAUGGGGCAGCAGGAUCCCCCUCCAGGCAAAGCCACACAAUGGGAAACCUGACCCAGAAACGACCUCGCAAAAAAUUGAGUGCAGGCCAGUUCCUAGGGAGACUCUGUGCCCCUGAUCAAGCACAAGAAUACCCAGACACAAACCAGGACGUUAGCAGCUCCUCGGACGAGGAUGACUGCCCUGACCUGAGCGUAAGCGAACUCAGCGACAUGGAGUUAGAGCGCCCUCUUCGCUCGGCGUGGGCCAAUCGCGGAGGUUGGUCCACCACGGUCGUUGGCACCGGCACCCUUCCAGCCAGUCGUGAUGACACGACCAGUGUUCUGGUGGAGGGUGCGUCUGGGAGUGUGGUUGGGGAUGUGCCAUCAGGGGUGGGUACUGCCGAUGCAGAUGGUGACGAUGUUGCGCUGGAGGAGGGAGAAGAAGCAGCCAUAGUGGUUCAUAGUGGUGGUGAUAGAGUUCAAACAGGAGAAGUUGAGGAGAGGAGGGAUGAAGGCAAUUCGUGGGAGGUCAGUGCAUCCUUGUCCCCACGCCGAGGACGUCGACAGGGUCACUCAUCCUCUCAACACCAAAGAUUUAAGGGUAGCCUGAAGUGCUCCGUGUUUAACUGCACCAGUACCAACUGCAGCUUCUAUGUCCGCUGCAAGAACUGCGGGCGCCUCUUCUGCCAGAAGUGCGUCAACACCUCCAUCAGCGCCCGGCGCUGCUACAAGCGCCCCCGCGGCCACAGCUUCAUAUACAUCCCGGUGAAUCCGGACAAUGCCUCGGCUGUUUUAAACAACAACCAGGUGCUCCAGCGCCUCCACCACUUAAUGCACUACGGCAACAUACAGCGCGGCGGCUGCCUGCGCCAGCAUGACCGCCAGCCUCGAUCCAGACUUGGCUUGGCAGAAUUGCGGACGCUGGCAGUGUCUGACUCCUGGCACUGCAUUCACUGCUGGAUGGAGAACUGGCAACAGAGCGGCAGCCGACAGUGUGUGAGUUGUGGGCAGGUUAACGAGAGUCCACAGGAGGUUGAUCAUGAGAUAGAGUUGAUGACAUUCCCACCAUCACCAGAGGACAGUGUACCAUCAUCCUCAGGUGCGGUUGAUAGAGCACAAGAGGCCGAGGCUCGACAGGAAAAUCCCACUUCUGCCACCGCAAACCAGGAGGCUGAGAUUACACAAGAGAAUUUGGAUUUGGUUUAGAUUCACUUGUUUACAUUGAAGUGGAUCAUGAGACGAGGUUGAUGACGUUCCCUUCUUCCCCAGAUGAUAGUGUGUUAUCAUCCUCAGGUCCUCAAUUUACAAUUCUCUUAUUUGUUUAUAAACAUAUUUUUUGUUUAUUUUAAAGUAAUAUUAGUAUAUGUUUAAAAGUUUAUCAAGCAAUGUCAUUCCAAACAUAUGAAGAAUUAUGGCAGUAUUUAUGUAACGUUAUCAUACUAAGCAAAGUUAAAAUAUGCAAUGCUUAACUUGUUCACUUUGAAUACAUUCUUUAAAAAAAGAGAGAUAUGGAGGAUUAAGAGAAAAAACAAGCCAGGGUAUCUAUGAUUUUGCAGAAUUCAAAACUAAUUUUAUACUUUAAUUUAUGAAUUGGGCAUUUCUUGUUUAAGAUAUACUUUAUAUUUUGUCUCCUGUUUACUUUGUGUUCAAUUUUGAUAAUUCUUUCGAAAAAUUAGGAUGUUCACAUUUUUCAUGUGUUUUUUUAAACACUAGCAGUUUUCAACAGUCUAUACUUAAACUUCAUUGGAAGGUAAUUUGCAAUUUCUGUGCAGUACAAUAUUUGGAUGGGGAGUAUUUUGAACGUGUUGACAUUUGGUUCGAUUUAGUCAUCCCACUUAGUAUUUUAUCAGAAAAUGUUAAUUGACAUUUAUAGACAACUUUUUGUGGUGUCUGUGGCAAAGAUUGGACAGAAUAUUCUGAAAAAGCUAAAAAUGGAACUGUGUCACCCUUUGGUCUGUUAAAUAUAUUGUACACUUUUGGUUUAGUACACUUAUUGUUCAUGACUCCAUUAAUAAGUGUCUUUACUUGCACCUUAUUUAUAAUAGAAAUGUUUGAAUAUUUUAUUCAAACAAUAAUGGCAGCAUUUUGAUAUAUCUUUUGAUUCACAUUAACUUUCUGCUGAACUGGUAUUUGUUGUUAAAAACUGCUUGACGCUGAUAUUGCACAUUACAGAAUUGCACAAAAUAACAUGUAGAAGUAUUAUUUUCUAUUUAAACUCUGUAGUAAAGUAUAAAAAGCAAUGAAAAAUAUCUAGUAUUUAUUUACAGAAAAUUUAAUUGUGAGACUAAUUGUUUCUUCUAUGUACUCACUUAUUCUGUUAAUUUUUGUGAAAAAAAAUUCUGCACCCAUUGUAUUGUGAAAUGUCAAAUAUGUGAAAUCCCUGCAUGAAAAAUAAAUAUUGUGCCAGUUGGCAUUUAUAUAUGAACUGGAA